Messenger RNA from Cololabis saira (Pacific saury), 1343 nucleotides. Its product is annotated as zeta-sarcoglycan. The coding region runs from base 1 to 927 and encodes 308 amino acids. Lineage: Eukaryota; Metazoa; Chordata; Actinopteri; Beloniformes; Belonidae. The transcript has 7 exons. The record is from RefSeq and is a predicted model, not a curated record. Gene Ontology annotation, biological process: cardiac muscle tissue development; heart contraction. Gene Ontology annotation, cellular component: sarcoglycan complex; sarcolemma.
AUGACCCAAGAGCAGUAUAUCCUUGCAGCCCAGCCCAACCCGCUUCACCAGCGAGGGGCAUCAGUUUGCAGCAACCAGGUUUACCCAGCAGUGGGCAUCUACGGUUGGAGGAAGAGAUGCUUGUACUUUUUCAUCCUCCUCCUCCUUGUCACUAUGAUUGUCAAUCUGGCCCUCACCAUUUGGAUCCUGAAAGUCAUGAACUUCACGCAGGAUGGUAUGGGGAAUCUGCGAGUGACCAAGGAGGGAGUCAGACUGGAGGGAGUGUCAGAAUUCUUAUUGCCUUUAUAUGUCAAAGAGAUCCAGUCACGUAGGGACAGUCCACUGAUCCUCCAGUCAGACAGAAAUGUGACUGUCAAUGCUAGAAAUGAUCAGGGACAGUUGACUGGUCAGCUGACUGUGGGCUCAGAAAUGGUGGAGGCUCAGUGUCAAAGGUUUGAGGUGAGGAGCGCAGAUGGUGAGAGAAUUCUUUUCUCUGCAGAUGAAGAAGAGAUCAGCAUCGGUACUGAGAAACUAAAAGUCACAGGGAAUGAAGGAGUGGUGUUCAGCCAUUCUGUAGAGACAUCACAUGUAAGGGCUGAGCCUUUCCAGGACCUCAAGCUGGAGUCCCCAACUCGGACCCUGACCCUGGAGGCUCCCAGAGGGGUGGAAGUCAGUGCUGGUGUGGGAGACUUCACAGCAUCAUGCAGAAAAGACCUCAUCUUGCAGUCCUCAGAUGGAGAGAUCUUUCUUGAUGCCAACACAAUCAAGCUGGGCAACAUUCCUCUUGGUAGUGCUGUGGACCCACUGGAAGGAGCGCCUGCAGGCACCACCUAUACCAAACAGACUGUGUUCGAGCUGUGUGCUUGUGCUAAUGGCAAGCUCUACUUGUCCCCUGCCGAAAAAGGCUCUACAUGCCAAACGACCAGUAACUUUUGUCUCUGGAGUUGAAAACGGGAGGCUAACAGAUACACAGGACAUAUGGACUAUAGAGUUUGAAGCUAACGCUAGCCAAGAAACUGAAUCAAUGCGGAUAACAGCUUGGAGAGGAGCUUCUGCCAGCUAAGAGGCAUGGACUGGAGUGUGGCAAGAAGUUCAUGUAUGUUUAGCAGACGAAUUACAUGGUUUCCAACUUGGCAGAAUCAAGUGGUUGCUAACAGACCAAAUCAACAUGGAUUGUUGUAGCUGUGUCAGCUAAAGGACUGAACCAACAUGGUCUAGAGCCUUGGUGAGGUUAUUGCCAUCUCACCAACCAAAUCAAUGUAGACUGGUCAGUAGCCAGUGCAGUUAAAGAGGAUGGAAGACUUGACAAGAUGUAAAGGUGGCUCGAUACCAAGACAUCUCAUGGACAAGAAUAGCAGCAUUAG